Messenger RNA from Rotaria sp. Silwood1, 534 nucleotides. Lineage: Eukaryota; Metazoa; Rotifera; Eurotatoria; Philodinida; Philodinidae. The record is from the annotation of a GenBank genome assembly.
AUGCCGGAUUUACAACAACAAGUGAGAUAUCUCAAAGAAAAUAAUUUACGUCUAAUUAACGAAAAAUCAAAUCUUGAGAACGAAUAUAAACAAGCAAAAUUAAUGCAAACUCAAGCCGAAUUUCAUAAAAAAACCAAUCAAACAUUGCAUCAGAAAAUUAGUGAACUACAAGCUAUGAUUGGUAAAACUGAUCUUGAACGGCAACGUGCAGAAGAACUUCUCAAUGUAGUUAUUAGAGAAAAAGAGAGUCUAAUGAAUGAAAUCCAAUCAUUGCGAAAGACAAAGAAAAACUUUCGUGUUAUUAGUUUUGAUGACGAUAUUGUUCAAACAAACUCACAAGAUCGACUUCCUGUAUUAUUUGAAGAUCACACUAUUUUGAAUUCACCUGCUGAUGACAGGUUAACUUUACGUGCACGAAUUUUUCCAGUAGAACUUAUAUCAACUCGUGCUGGCUCAAAAAUGUGUCGUGGUGAACUAAUCGAAACAACAUACGAACCACUUGGUAUACCUGAAAAACAAGAAGUGAAAAUCUAA